Hydatigera taeniaeformis is the source of this 1422-nucleotide messenger RNA. The record is from the annotation of a GenBank genome assembly. NCBI's taxonomy places the organism in Eukaryota, Metazoa, Platyhelminthes, Cestoda, Cyclophyllidea, Taeniidae.
AUGCAGAGCCCUCCAAUUAAGUUUGACGUGGAAACUAUUAUUAAGGCACAGGCGGUUUCAAAUGUGAUUGAUGCUGAUGAAAAUAUGCCAAUCUCUCAGAGUAACAUUCCCGCUAUUAAUUUACCUGCAACGGACAGUGUGAUUCCUGGACAUCGGUCGAUAGAAUCGUUUCCCGACUUUUCCCUUUUACGCAAAGCAGAAUUUUUCAAUAUUUUUUCGAAUCUUCUCGGGACUUCCCUUUGUCUUUCCUUACGCAAACCAUCCACCCACCAGGAAAAACUUGAAGACAUGCUGAGUGUGUCUAUUCGACGGGCAAUUUCAGACGCCCUCUCUGUGGAAAAUUCAUUAAAUGUAAGUAUACGUGGGAGUCUUACUAUUUCUGCUGAAUGUCGAAAACCUAUGACGGUCACUUUUACUGAUGGAACUGUUCACUCCACAACGAAAACAGCGAGUACUGCAACCCCUUCAAAAAGAAAGGCCUACCAUCCAGUGAAGUACACUGGAUCAACACCCUCAUCCAAUUCCUCCUGUUCUUCUACAGCGAACCCACCACAACUCUCUGGAUGUACUACACCGUCGAUUUCAGAACCAUGCGCCCUUGACCUAUCAAAAGGCUUUUCUUCCGUUCCCUCUGCUCAGGUAACCCCACUAAAACUGAAACAAACACCUGUGGCUCAAAGUUCUCCCUUCAAUCCAGUGACGUUGUUACAGCAAAGUAACCUUGUCAAUCUUUACCAAACCCAGCAAAAUGUAUUUGGAUCUGCGCCUACAAUGUUGACCACUGCAGAUCAAGAUUCCUGUGAUGGGGUCUCGGGACCUGCGAAGCGAAGGCGCAUUGGCUCUACUAAUGUGCGGAGGUCAAGCUCAACGCGUCAGUUUACAUGCAAUCAGUGCGAAAAUGUGUUUGGAUCUCUCCAAGAUCUUGAGGAACACACCACUGCCAAACAUGGCGCUUAUCGUUGUCACAUAUGCAAUGCUAAGUUUACCCAGCGUUCAAAUUUGCAGAGGCAUGCCUUAAAACACGUGGGAUUUAAGCCCUUUGAAUGUUGUCUGUGUGAAAGAGCGUACUUUCGUAAAGAUCACCUCAUGCGUCACAUGGAAACAACUCAUCCGGGAGUUUCGGCACGCGCGAACAUCCGAGUACGGCUAACAUCCUCAGAAAGUCUUGAUUACCUCAGUCGUGUAGUUGUAACUGAAAACAGGGUGGAGGACGUAAAACAGGAGAGCAACGCCGAUGAAAAGAAGACGAGAAACCACCAAUGCCCAAUUAGAAAAGAAAAUUCAGGAUCCAUGGUUAACGGAACUCAGUCUAUUGGAUCUGAGGACACAACAAAAUCUCCAGAACCCUUUCCGGUGGAGUCCAACCCCAUGGGGCCAGAAGAGCCUAUCUUCCCUGCUAGCACACCUCCUCUCGACGCAUAG